Notothenia coriiceps (black rockcod) is the source of this 3953-nucleotide messenger RNA. It is a transcript of the gene dennd2c, whose product is annotated as DENN/MADD domain containing 2C. The transcript is spliced from 19 exons. Bases 489 to 3251 code for a protein of 920 amino acids. The record is from RefSeq and is a predicted model, not a curated record. Lineage: Eukaryota; Metazoa; Chordata; Actinopteri; Perciformes; Nototheniidae.
GUGCUUCACUUUUCUCUAGUAGUCCAUGGACACUUCCUUUGUUGUUGUGUCUAGUUAUUAGAAAAGUGGACACAUUUUUUUUCGUCAUUAAAGUAUUUUCUAUUGAAAGUAUUUUUAAAUAAGUUAACUAUAACCAGCUGUGGACUACAACGCCUGGACUUUGUGAGGCUGCUAACCUCCCCGGUUUGAACGAUGCCAGCGAGUGUAACGUUACUAGGAUUUUAUUUGCGUUUUUUUAUUUUAUCGACAGAAAGAUGAUGAAAGAGCAUACGUUUUGCUUAAACUAGAAGGGGUCGUUUACAAAAGGAGAUACGGGGGAAAUGACACUCUGCUAGCACAGGAAGACUUCUAAAGAAAUCAAGGAUCAGUAACAACUCUAAACCUUGUGGCGUUCCUGCUUUUCUGGAUUAUUUGACCACCGAUUACGUGGCUUCGCCUAUCCGUCUUUGUAAAGAAAUCCCUGAUGCCUUCACUUGCCCCCUCUCAUCAUGCUGGCUCUGAGGCUGGAGCAGGGCAGGCGAGGGGGUGGUGAAGUUGACCUCCUGCAGAAAGGGGCCACUGUGGCUCGGCAGUCGGGGAGGCCCCCUACUCAGGAGCAGGGCAUCAACAUCAGGCAGAAGAUCUCCCAGUGGGAAGGUCGCAGCCAGGAUGCCGGGGUGAAGGCACAUCCUCCGACUGUAUCCCGAACUCUAUCUGGAGAGGUCCUCAGCAACGGAUUUCCCAAUGAGGGAUUGAGAGGGGGGCUUCAGGGGAAACCAAACCUCUCCAAAUCUAUGACUCUGGGAUUGGAUUUUCGGGAAUCCCCAGCACGGGCUGAACAUGUGGUUGGUAGGAAGUCAGAACCUCUGCAGAAAUGUUCCACAGAAUUUUCAACCACAACCCCGGGGAAUAAAUCACUUGUAAAACAAAGGUUUGUGUCUCCCAAAGUGGAGAGCAACACUACAGAUAAACCAACCCUCAUUGCCAAUGGAGACCGAAAAACGGGUCGUAUCUUGGAUGUCGACGCAGUUUCUAAACUUCUACCUCUAUCGAUGGACGACCAAAAUGACAACAUUCCUGCUGGAAACUUCUACACAUCACGGGGUUUCUGGCGUAAGCUGGAGGGGGACAGGCUGCUCUGGCAGAAAGGCCGGGACUCUACAGGUGCAGUCCAGCCUCCUCCCAAACCUCUGCGGACAUUCCAGUAUCAGGGAUCCAAAGACAACGAUGCGGUGCGAUGGGAAGGCAGAUCCACCCACAACAACCGCUCCAGGAGUAGGAGGGUGGCCCACCCACCCAGCUUCCCGCCUCCUCCAUGUCCCGUAGCAAAGACCAAUGGACUUUCAAGGCAUACAAAGAACAGGAAGUCCUUUGAGUACGAGGAUGCGUCGCGUCUGACGGUGAAGAAAGGAACGCUUGAAGGCGAGGAUGGACACUCGAGCCUUUACCGCGCCUUCUCUGACGACAACAUUUACGAGGAUAUCGUUUGUGACGUUACCAGAGACAACCCCUAUGAGGAUAUCAAGCUCAGUCCCAUGUGUCUCCCAAUUGCAAGGCCAAAGCUGCCUCCAAAACCCCAAACGUUGCAAGGCUACGCUAGCAAGGUGGAUAGAAAGAGGUUCCAAACGACAACGGCCUCCAAAGCCUCAACACUUGCAGAAACUCCCAAACCAGCUGCACCCCGGCGCGCAAGCACUUCAAAAAUACAGAGGACCCCUCAGUACGUCAACAAGAUCGAGACCAUCUUUGACGACAAGCGACGGAGGAAAAGAGUGAAGAACCAGGGGGUCUCAGUGCGAGAGGAGACGAGUGGGACAGAGAGCGACCCGGAGGACAACAGCAAAGCAGGCUCCAGGAGAUCAGUUUACAUCCAGUCUACACUGAAGCGUCGGCCAGGCUACCGCACCCUGGAGAGAGACCUGAUCCAGCUGCAGCAGCAGCAGCUUUUCCAGAUCUUUGUGGUGGUGUCGCUGAGAAAAGGCUCCCCAGGAAACACAUACUCCCCCGUAAUCACGCAGCAGUUCCCUAAACUGUUUGAGAAGUCGUCGCGGAUCUCCAGAGAGGCGGAGGACCAGCUGAAGGUCAUUCCCCAGUUCUGCUUCCCCGACUCUCAGGACUGGAAGCCCUCCUCAAACACUCCAAGUGAGACCUUCUCCUUUGUCCUGACCUCAGAGGAUGGGAGCCGCUGGUUCUGUUACUGCCGGAAGAUCUUGCCCAUUGGAAAAGGGAAGAGGCUUCCCGAAGUGCACUGUAUCGUCAGCAAACUGGGCUGCUUCAACCUCUUUGCAAAGAUUUUGGAGGAGGUGGAGAGGCGCAGGGAGAUCUCCCCAGCGCUGGUUUACCCAUUUAUGCGCAGCGUAAUGGAGGCCCCCUUUCCAGCCCCCGGGCGCACAGUCACCAUCAAGAGCUUCCUGCCUGGCUCAGGGAAUGAGGUUCUGACUCUGUGUCGCCCAGUGGACUCCAGGCUGGAGCACGUUGACUUCGACAGCCUGCUGCAGUGCCUCAGUGUCGGGAACCUCCUGCAGGUGUUUGCCUCCCUUCUGCUGGAGAGGAGGGUCAUCUUCAUCGCUGACAAACUCAGUGUGUUGUCCCGGUGUAGCCACGCAGUGCUGGCGCUGCUGUACCCCUUCACCUGGCAGCACACCUUCGUGCCCGUGCUACCGGCCAGCAUGCUGGACAUCAGCUGCUCCCCCACCCCAUUCCUCAUCGGGGUGCUGGCCCCCUGCCUGCCUGAGCUGCUGGAGCUGCCCAUAGAGGAGGUGCUCAUUGUGGAUCUGUGUGCUGACAAGUUUGUCAUUCAGCUGGGCGAUGAGGACUGCAUCCUGCCUAACAAACUGCAGGCGGCGCUGCAGCAGAUCCUGGAGCAGCGGGACGAUAUCCUGAGCCAGGAGGACGGAGACACUCGUGGAGGUCAGCAGGCUGAUCUGAGCUCUCUGCUGUCGGAGGGUUUUGUCCGGUUGUUCGUGGAACUGGUGGGCCACUACCCUCUGCACAUGGUGGAGUCCUCCAGCGGGAGCACGGAGUUCCAGCGCGACGGCUUCCGCAAGUCCCACCCGUCCCGUGGAGUGCGGCAGUUCCUGCAGUUCUUCAUGGACACGCAGAUGUUUGCCGGCUUCAUUCAGGACAAAGAGCUGCGCAAGGGAGGAGGAAGAGGUCUCUUUGAGGUCCGAGUGGCCGAGUAUCUGGAUUCUUACCCCGAGCCGGAGCCAAGUGGUGUGAACAAAUUUCUUAAAGGACUGGGGAACAAGAUGAAGCUCCUCCAAAUUAAAUGAACACACAGCAGCACUCUGGCUUUGAAUGAAAGCCUUACAAACAGAACACUUGUUGCUGCUGGACCUGCUGAGGAAAUGAAUGUGGAUGUCGAGAUGCAUAUGAGACGGUGAAGAGUUCGAGAAAGAGAGGUUCAUCUCAAAGCCAUGUAUGCAUGUUUGCAAGCAGUGCACUUUUUAUUGGACAAAAACUGGAAAAGGUAUUUCUUUUUUUGUUAUGAAACCUUGAGGCUAAGGCAGAUUCAACUCUACUGCCCAAUGUGUGCAUUUUACAGUCAAUGCAACUUAAUGUGUGAACUGCAAUCUUGUAAGUACUUUACAUUUUAAAAUACUUUGCAUCUUUCCAACCUGAUGCAUGUUUUUAUACUGUACAUUUUAAUGUAAAAUACCAUAAUCCAUGUUGCAUUCCCUUCAGCACAAACCUGUUUACUUCAAUUUGUUUGCAUUUCAGAUCAAGUUCAUAUCGUUUAUUGACUCUGAUCAGAACAUUUCAAAGUGUCAUCACUCCUCAUUAAUCACAAUGAAUAUUUACAUUUUGAUGAGUUUGAUGAAUUUGUCUGUCUCUGACCUUCUCCUUGUUAACUGGAGUUGUAAAUAUUUUCUUUACAUUUUGCACAAUGUUGAGAACAAGUGUACAGCAUUUGGAAUAUUUUUGUAUGAAAUCGUGAUGUCCUACUUUGAAUAAAUGGAACACCUUGGACAGCA